AUGCAUAUCUCAACAUUAUUAUCAAAUUUAUUAAUUGGUUUAAUUAUUAUUGAAUCUACCGGUGCUCAACUUUUUCGACCCGGAUAUGAACCUCAAAGCAUCAUCAAUUCAUUAUUAACUCCGGCAUUAUAUCCUGUGAGAAGUGAGUGCGUGGCCACUGCUGACAGUAGGACCGGCUUAUGUAUGCCAAAAGCAGCCUGUCUUAGUUCCGGCGGAUACGUUGCCAAUACAUGUAAUUUUGUAUUAUCAUGUUGCAUUUAUCAGGGAACCUGUAGGUCAGUGAUUACAGCAAAUGAGACAUACUUUGUAUCACCGCAAUAUCCAGCCCUGCAUACCGAGCGCCUGGACCCUCCUUAUUGUAUAUUUACAUUACAACGGAAUUCCCCAUUUAUCAAAUGGCCCGUAUGUCAAGUUAGACUUGAUUUUGAAGAGUUUAGUUUGGCGCCUCCUGUAAUGGGUUCGUGUGGUAACGGCACGACCGACUCAUUUAUAGUGUCCGGUGCCUCCACUUUCAAUCAAUCGGGACUACCUGUAGACGGCGUGUGCGGAGAAUUGACGGGACAACACAUGUAUUUAGAUGUCGAUUCCAAUAAUAUAAACGAUCCGUUAUUGCUUGUGAUUAAUACGGCUAAUGAACAACAAUAUAACAGGAAAUGGAGUAUUCGUAUCCAACAAAUCCCGUGUCAAUCACCCUUUAGAGCACCACCCGGUAGUCUACAAUAUUAUACAACCCCUUCCGGAACUAUAGAAAGUUUCAACUAUAGAGGCAUAACCAAAGCAUCACCCAUUCUGCCUCCGGGUCAAUUUUUCCAACCUAUAUACCCUAACGUUGGUAUCGGUGGUUUACAAUCAUCGAGUCAAUUGCCGUCACCCAACUAUUACAAUAAUAUGCAUUACGGCAUAACUAUAGCCAAACAGCCUAAAAUGUGUGGUAUCCGCUGGUCAGCUGAUACCAUGGAUUUUGGUGGCGAAAAUGUGGGAACGGGUUUCACUGAAACAAACAGUUGUAUAUUUGUUAACAUUGAUGAAGACAGAGGCGAUUAUAUUACAAUUCCCGGCAGUUCUCGAAAUGGCAAAACAUUUUUAGUCAAUCGAUUUUGUGGACAACGUUUGACUCCUGAAAUCAAUUCACAGGGAAGUACUAUCAAUGAAGAUGUCAUUUCAUAUAUGAAACCAUUUGUUUUAUUUGUGCACUCGGAUCCCAAUCCAUUAUUAAACCCCAAUACCCAACCCGGAGCUCCACUCUACAGUCAAAAGGGCUUUCGAUUAUUUUAUCAACAAAUUCCUUUUGGCAACAAAACAUAG
Messenger RNA from Oppia nitens, 1305 nucleotides. RefSeq lists its product as uncharacterized. Lineage: Eukaryota; Metazoa; Arthropoda; Arachnida; Sarcoptiformes; Oppiidae. The record is from RefSeq and is a predicted model, not a curated record. Bases 1 to 1305 code for a protein of 434 amino acids. The transcript is spliced from 8 exons.